Molecule: messenger RNA, 1270 nt
Organism: Pistacia vera
Lineage: Eukaryota; Viridiplantae; Streptophyta; Magnoliopsida; Sapindales; Anacardiaceae
Product: probable lipid phosphate phosphatase beta
Exons: 1
Coding region: 8-592 (194 amino acids)
Molecular function (GO): sphingosine-1-phosphate phosphatase activity
Source: RefSeq, a predicted model, not a curated record
AAGCCCCAUGACAACAAACCCAAUGGCUCCCUCAACGGCCGCCGCCAAAACCACCACAUCACUAUCCUUCCACCACCAUUUGAUAACCCUAGACACCACAAUUUCCCAAUCCAUUCACACUCUCUUCCACUCAAUGAUACCUCGGUUCUUUCUCCACCUCCUCGAAUACUCUGCCGACUUUCGCCUCUCCUUUCCCGUCGCUCUUUCCCUCUAUUUCACUCCCAUUCGCCCCACUUGCUUAAUCCCCUUCCUCUUGGGUCUCCUUCUCGAUCUUCUCUUAAUCGGACUCGUUAAAUCAAUCUUCCGCAGAUCUCGCCCCCACUACAACCCUAGCAUGAUCCCCGCUGUUUCUGUUGACAACUUCUCUUUCCCCAGCGGCCACGCCUCCCGAGUUUUCUACAUUGCGGGUUUUGCUUAUCUGUUCACUGUUUUUAAUGGAACUGGUUGGUUUCUCGUUAGCGUUUGGACUUGGGCUUUGCUUACUUCGGUUUCUAGAGUUCUGCUUGGCAGACAUUUCGUCCUAGAUGUUUUUGCCGGAGCCUGUUUGGGCGUGCUUGAAGCCAUGUUUGUGUUUCGCUUUUUGAGGAUUUAGAGUUUGAGGUAAUUUUUUUUCUUACAUUUUUGAGAUUGUUCAAGAAAUAGAAUUCUCCCUCUUGGAAAUUUUACAUAUGUGCUUCAAGUGUUGUAAAUUACAAGACUUAUUAUGGACCAGUUGAUUUAACUGUACUUAAAAUUCUUGAGAUAAUAUGAAGAAUACAUUUUGAUUGUCCGGAAUGUGCUUGAAAAAGCAUCUAUGAAGUAAUAUAAGUUGUAAUAUCAUCCGAAGACAGUGCUUCAAAGUUGUAAUCGCUCUCAUUGGUUUUUGGAGGAAUUAGCUGGUUCAUAGUUUGUUGGUGUUGGGGAAGCAGUGCUUCUUUGUUUAUAUUUGUCGAGGACCUCUUGAAAGUUGGAAAUGUAGUUUUGGCUGAUCCUUUAUUUUGUCAUGUCUUCUGAGAUAUGAAAGGUUCCAAGUUAAAUGCAAAAACUGCUUAACAUUUUUAUGAAUUACCAUCAUAAGGUUAGGCCGUCUCUAGUCUAUUGGCAAAUAAGGAGUUUAACUAACUUUUACAUUACACAUGGUUGUCUUUGAUAUGCUUAAAGCCUUCUUCUUAUUGUGCAUACUUUUUAAGAACUUUUGUCUGGCAACUGGAGGAUCCUACACGGAACAAAAGUUGUAAUCCUGUCUCUCUUCAUUGUGAAUAAUAGACAUCAUUCUGUUUUGUGUUUCUUG